Messenger RNA from Penicillium diatomitis, 2733 nucleotides. RefSeq names its product Gaa1-like protein. Lineage: Eukaryota; Fungi; Ascomycota; Eurotiomycetes; Eurotiales; Aspergillaceae. Gene Ontology annotation, biological process: attachment of GPI anchor to protein. The transcript is spliced from 9 exons. The coding region runs from base 1 to 2733 and encodes 910 amino acids. Gene Ontology annotation, molecular function: serine-type endopeptidase activity. Gene Ontology annotation, cellular component: membrane; GPI-anchor transamidase complex. The record is from RefSeq and is a predicted model, not a curated record.
AUGACUACCCCGGCCGCGUUACCCCCGCUGCCCUUUAACCCGGGCAGGGUCCGAUCAUACGUCCUGCGCUUGCCGCUCUUCACGCGACUGGUCCUUCUGGUAAUACUGGUGUUUUGGUUGCUGGAAUUGCAGACCGUAUGGAGCGUGGUAACAUGGGGCGCCCUGAUCCCAAAUGAAAUCAAUAUUGGCACGAGUAUGUUCCUCCUGGGUACCCCCUUCGCAUUUGAGCCGACUGUGGCUUCGAGAAAUGGUUCUGGGCUGACGCUGGUGAUAGUGUACCGACUCAACACCUACCCUCUGAUUCAUACUGGUUUCUUCCAUGCGGCUCUCAAUGUGCUGGCAUUGACGCCCCUUUUGGAACGGUUCGAGGCGGAGCAUGGUACUCUCACCUCAAUUGCUCUCUUUGUUGGACCGCUCUCAACUUUCCCUGGAGGUUUGUACACUGUGAUUGAAAGAUUCCUCUUGAAGAGCAACACCCAGGUCAUUGGGUCGAGUGUCUGGGUCUUCCUUCUUCUAGGCUCCGAGGCCAUUCGGACAUUCAAGUCUAGCCCCUAUUUUAGUCUGGGUCCGUAUAAAAUCCCUACCUGGACAUCGCCGCUCUUCGCAUGCGCUGUGCUCUCGAUUUUGGUAUCGAGCGCGAGCUUCCUUGGCCACAUUUGCGCUAUUCUGAUCGGUUACCUGUUUGGUCUUGGUUAUCUCAAGGUCUUCGUGCCCCCCGAGAAAGUCCUCCGAUGGAUCGAGGGCAAAUUGAACCUCCUCGGAAGACUCCCGCACUAUGUCUCUGUCGACCAAAAGACCUUUGGUCGCUACGGCGUCUUGCCUUCCGUGAAUGCUGCUGCUACGAUCCGCAGUCUGCGGAAUAACCCCCAAUUCCUUUUCGGUCGCUUGCCUAACAUCCUUUCGUUCCUCUGCAUUGUUGUAGGCGUGGCUUGGCUACUUCUACUUCCCUUGGACGAAUACUCCCGGCAAACCUACAUUUCCGAGAAUGCGCUCCUGCCGGGCCAAGUACACGCUUACUUCACCGGCAGUGAGCAGAACAUCUUCCGAGGAUAUAAGAAAGAGCUCCAGGGGUUGAUCCAGGAUGGUCGCGAACAAGGACCACUCAAUCCCGCGGUGGUAUCAACACCGGAGAUUUCAAACAAGAUCUCUUCGAUCUUGCGAGAUGCUGGACUCAAAGUUGCGACUCAAAAGUACGAGUACAAAUCGGCGGGAAUCACAUACCAGGGAGAGAACGUCUAUGGUAUAAUUCACGCGCCACGAGGCGAUGCGACAGAGGCAAUUGUCUUGGUUGCAGCGUGGAAGACGGCCGAUGACGAAUUGAACUUGAAUGGUGUCACGCUGGCAUUGACUCUGGCCAGAUAUUUCAAACGCUGGUCGCUUUGGUCCAAGGACAUCAUUCUCGUUUUCCCUCCAGACAGCAAAACAGGUACCCAGGCCUGGAUCGAUGCAUAUCACGACUUACACCCCGCGUCUGUGCAGCCGCUUCCGUUGAAGAGUGGCGCGUUGCAAGGGGCGCUGGUCAUCGAAUAUCCCUUUGAGCAUCAUUUCCGCAGCCUCCACAUCGUAUAUGAUGGAGUCAAUGGCCAGCUUCCGAACCUCGAUCUCUUCAAUACAGCCGUGGCGAUUGCGAGCGGUCAAAUGGGAAUGGGCGCCAAUCUCCAGGAGAUGUUGCAACACGACAAUAGCUACCAAGACCGCCUGAAGACUAUGAUGCGAAGCAUGACCAAACAGGGUCUUGGCUACGCAACUGGAGCACACAGUAGCUUCAUGCCGUACCACAUUGAUGCCAUUACUCUUCAACCCAAGGGUGAGGGCUGGGAGGAUGAAAUGGCACUCGGCCGGACAAUUGAAAGUCUUUGUCGUAGCUUGAACAACCUGCUGGAGCAUCUGCACCAAAGUUUCUUUUUUUAUUUACUCAUGCAGACCAAUCGCUUCGUCAGCAUCGGAACCUAUCUGCCUAGUGCCAUGUUGAUUGCUGGCAAUUUCACCAUCAUGGCCAUUGCUCUCUGGAUGCGCAGUGGCUACGAUUCAGAUGGGAAGAGCACGCUUGGUGCUGGCUCCUCCGAGACCGGGACGAGCAAGAGUGAUGAAAAAGCGGCCUCGCUCAAAGGUCCAGAGGGUGACCAAGCUAACCUCAAUGGAAAUACUGUCGCCGAGCGUGUCUUGGCUCUGCCGCUAACUCUGGUCAGCGGCUUGCACCUGCUGGGACUAUUGCCGCUAUGGACGUUCAACACGAUCUUCCAUCAGUACUUUUUAUUCGCCACCUAUGCUUUCGUCCUCGUAGACCUACUCCUCCCACUAACCCUCGCCGCCUGGCUCUCGCACGGCCUGGGCGUUUCCAAACCCUUCAUCCCCCAGCAAUAUCUCCUGGUCAAGUCCUUCGCCCUGCUCAUUCUGGGACUCUGUCUUUCAACACUCGCAACCCUCAAUUUCUCCCUAUCUUUCAUGAUCGGACUUCUCAGUGCGCCGCUUAGUUUCGUGACUCGCGUUUCGGGCUCGGCCUCGACGCGCUAUCCAGUCGCCGUGUUGGGACUGGUGUUGAUGAAUCUUCUUUCGCCGCCUGCCGUUCUUCUUGGUGGGAGCUGGUUUACUGGGGUGUCGAUUGAGACGAUUCUUACGCAGGCUGCCUUUGGCUGGGAUGUCUGGGGUAUGUGGACGCAGGUGGUUGUCUGGUGUGUGUGGUGGCCAGCGUGGUUGACGGGUUGUGUACUGCUUGGGUCUUCGUUGUUUUGA